AUUUAACACCCCCCUCAUGAAUUCUCAAGACUAAAUUCUACAUUCUGAGGGAGAGAGUAAGACUAAAGAGAGAGGGGGACUGUACUGUACAUUAACUGUCUGUAUGGUACAGACUCUAUAACACUGUCAUGGCUAGGGCUAGGGUCAGGCAUGCAGGAGUCUGCCUGCUGCUUCUGCUGAUUGUGGCACUGGUUAUCAGUGCUGACGCAGAAGCAGAGAUGCAAAGAAAGAAUCUCAGGAGACAGAAGAGAGAAUGGAUCCUGCCUCCUGCCAAAAUCUACGAGAAUACAGACUACACAAAAAGAGAGUACAUUGCCAAGAUCCGCUCUGAUAAGGACAAAGAGGCGAAGGUGGAGUAUUACCUGGCAGGGAAGGGGGCUGACAAACCCCCCUUUAACCUUUUUAUUGUCAACCCCGAGAACGGCUUUGUACGCAUCACUGGCAUCCUGGACCGGGAGAAAUGCAACGUGUACAACUUGACUGGAGUGGCCAGGUACAGAAACGGGACCUUGGCGGAAGCAGAUAUUCCUCUGCAGAUUCAUGUCAUUGAUCUGAACGAUAACUCACCUUACUUUGAGCUCCACUCUGGGUCCAUCGCAGAGUCCAGCAAAGCAGGCACAGAAAUCAUGCAGAUCAUAGGGAAAGAUGAUGAUCAGGAGGGGAGCAUCAACUCUAAGAUCCAUUACAAGAUCCUCAGCCAGAAACCAGCAGGGUCCGGAGCUAUGUUCACCAUCGAUGAGAAUACAGGGAAACUCUUCGUAAAGGAUGCCAGACUGGACAGAGAGACUCACGAUUCGUACACUAUAAUCGUCCAAGGGACAGAUAUGGGCGGGGCAGCUGGAGGCAACACGGGAACAGGAACUGUGGAAAUAAAGGUCCUGGACAUCAAUGACAACAUCCCCACACUGGAGAAGGGGCAGUAUGCAGGGAACGUUGACGAGAACAUUGCUGAUGUCAUUGUGAUGAGGAUCAAAACAGUGGACAGAGAUCUAGAAUACACAGAUAACUGGCGGGCCGUCUUUCACAUCACCCAAGGCAACGAGGAUGGACUCUUCUCCAUCGAGACGGACCAAGACACCAACGAAGGCAUUCUGAAGCUGAUCAAGGCAGUAGAUUUCGAGGAAGUCCAGAAAUUAGAACUUGGAAUAGUCAUUGAGAACGUAGCUCCUUUUGUUGUAGGGAGUGCUGUAGCGAUGGAUGUGGAUGUUAAUGCUGGGGGGGGGGGAGGGCCGGGAGCUGGAACUGGAGAUGGGGUUGGAGCUGGAGCUGGGGCAGGCGCUGGAGCAGGAGCUGGUGUUGAAGUAGGAGUGGAUGUUGGGGGAGAUGUGGGGGUGAAUGCAGGGGUGGUUGUUGGGGCUGGGGUUAAACCAGGAGUUGGGCCUGGGGUUAAGCCUGAUCCCAAUGGGAAGCCGAAACCAAAGCCAAAGCCUAGGGGGAAGAACUACCCGAUUUCGAUCGCAGUUAACAACAUGCCGGAAGGUCCAGCAUUUAAGCCCAGCACCAAACCUGUGUCUGUCUCUGAGGAUCCCAACAAAAUGCCGAAGGACGGAGUGAUCGCCUCGUACCCUGCUGUGGAUGGAGAUACAGGGGAGCCUGCUGAGAACGUCAGGUAUGCCAAAGCCUAUGACCCAGACAACUGGGUGACCAUCGAUGACAAGACAGCUGAGAUAAGACUUAUCAAGACGCCAGAUCGAGAGUCUAAGUUCUUGGUGAAUGGGACAUACUUUGCCAAGAUACUCGUCAUUACCCAAGAUAUGCCCUCUAAGACAGCCACGGGCACCAUAGCCAUCCAGGUCCAAGACUUCAAUGACCACUGCCCCAUGCUGACUACUACCUAUGAGAGCGUGUGCUCGGGCAAACAUACGGUCAACGCCACCGCGUUCGACGAGGAUAUCUCGCCCAAUGGAGCUCCGUUCACCUUCACCGUGGUGGCUGAGGGGACACGUGGCAAAUGGGAAAUAGAACACAUCAAUGGCACGAUGGCUGUCUUGCGAUCUACUGAGGCAUUAUGGCCGGGUGAGUAUGAGGUGAGGGUGGCAGUAGCAGACGAGCAGGGCCUGUCCUGCCCAGAGCCACAGGUGUUCAAGGUGGAGGUAUGUACCUGUUUGGAGGGGGAAGACUGUGGCUCCAGGACUAUCAGUUUACGCCAAAAGACCACCGACGCCAUAAUUGGUACCCCUGCCAUCGGACUGCUCAUCUUAGCCAGCUGUGUUCUGCUACUGGUACCUCUGAUGCUGCUGUUCUGUCAGUGUAGAGGAGCCUUCGCUGACCAGUUCACUGACCUGCCGUUCGAUGCCAAGGAAUACCUCAUGUCCUACCACACUGAGGGAAAGGGAGAGGAUAAGGAGGUGCCCCUACUCAGUAUUCCUACAACCGUAACUGAUGGAAGGGCUGCACUAGGAACAGGAUCAAUUCGGCCAGCAAACAUCGCCACAAAAUCCUCACGUAAUACUACAAACAAUAUACAUCAGAGCAGUGGGGUCUCCAGUGAGGACAUGCAUACACUGCGUCGGGAGCAGAGCCACAUGGGUAUGGAGAUGGACUACACCUAUGGACUCCAGAAUGGUGGAGGCUUUGAGGCUAGUAUGGGGCUGGGAAGCAGCACCAUGCAUUCCAGAUACGCCACACACACCUCACAUGUCAAACAAGACAUCUAUGAGGACAUGGCACUCCCAUGUACUUUCCUGGAUGGCUACUACUCACAGAAAGUGACAUGUGCAUCUCAGAACCCUCCACUGAAAGACAGUAAGUUGGUGUAUGACUACGAGGGCCAGGGCUCUCCUGUCGGCUCGGUGGGAUGCUGCAGCCUACUGGAAUCUGACAACGACCUCCAGUUCCUCAAUGACCUGGGGCCAAAGUUCAAGACCCUGGCUGACAUCUGCUCUCCUCCAAAACCUCAACCCAAACCUAGAAUGGUGGAGCGCAUCUUCGAGCCAAAACACCCCGAAAUCAAAAGAGAGAGCAUCGUCACCGCCAACAAUGUCAACAUCACCAAAUCUUCCAUUAGAAAUGUCAAUAUCAACCAAUCAUCCACCAGCACCAGCAGAGUCAAUAUCUCCCAAACACCUCCCACCAGUCCCCCUGCCACUGGGGUUAGUAACUUCUCAAUCAGUCAGUCCGCCACUUUCCCACCGCCCCCUACGCAGACGAUUCUGCUGCAGCAACAGCCUAUGUACUACACCACCAUGCAGCCCAUGGUGCAGCCCCUGAUGCAACCCAUACAGUAUGUACUGGCUGAUGGCGGCUCUACCACCAACCUAAACCGUAUGGUAGUGCUCAACGGGCCCCCUGUGUCUGGAACCAUGGGAAGUCUGGGAGGCCUUGUCAUCCAAGGCAACAGGGUCAUAUCAGAGACCUCCACUAGCCCCACCAGUCCCAGUACCCCAGGAAGCCCCACCAUGCUGGGGCUGGGUAGUCCCAGAAGCCCUGGGUGGAUCCAAGGCUCCCUACCCAGGGGUGGCCUGGGUGGUCUGUCUGUAGUGGGGCACAGCCCUGAUGGUAACUAUGUUUACAUGGAAAGGCAGGUUAAUGUAAGUGGAGAGCCACAGGUGGGGUCUGGGGUCCCAGGUGCACCUUCUCAGGGCAGUUUGCCCAGGGGUGCGUUCCUGUUGAAGGAGGCUGCUCCCCCUCAGGGGGUUUUAGGCCUGGCAGCCCAGGGUGUGGGUGGGGGUGGUGGAGGUGUGUAUGGCGUUAUGCCAGGACAUACCUUUACAAGGGUGAGGCAGGUUGGGGGUGGGCCUAUUGGGGUUGGGCCGGCUGGAAUGGGGCCAGGGGGGAUAGGGCAGAUAGUUAUAGGAUCGCAGGGACUCCCAAUGUGGGUGCCACUGAGCCCCCCAGGGGGUAGCCGUGGACAGAUGGAGGGGGCAGCGCCAACAGGUGAUUCUCAACCAACUCCGGUUACUGUUGAAAUACCAGAGUCCAGAGUGGCAGAGAUUGAGAGGAAACUGGUGUUUGAGGGCCAUAGUGAACCAGGUGAGCAAAUAGAGGAGGAGGAAGAGGAGGAAGAGGAAGGGGAGGAAGAGGAAGAGGAGGAGGAAGAAGAGGAAAAGCAGGAGGAAGAGAAUGAGGAGGAGGAAGAGGAGCCUUUAGAACAGACAAAAGAAACAGCUGUGACUGAGGAAGAAUCCGUAACUUUAGCUUUGACCUCAGAGCCAUCAACAGAACAGGUUGAGCCAUCUGAGUCACUGGAACACAAACUAACAUACCAAUCCAUUGAGUCAAGCCAUCCAACAGAUGAAGAUGCAUCAACUCAAUUAAAUGAAGUCUCUGGAGCUCUCAAUGAAGAAGGCCUAGUUAACUCUGAGGACCAGCUGUCGGAUGAGGAUGUGUCCAUGGUAGUUGAGGCCUCCUCAGAAGAAGCAUCCAUGUCCGAAUCAGACAUUAUAGAUUUAGUUGGUACAGAUCAGCCAACUGAGGAUGAAGACUCUAUAGAUCUAGUUGGUACAGAGCAGUCAGCCGAGGAAGAAGACAUUAUAGAUCUAGUUGGUACAGAUCAGCCAGUCAAGGAAGAAGACAUUAUAGAUCUAGUUGGUACAGAUCAGCGACCCGAGGAAGAAUCAACAGAACUGACUCUGGAAGAGGAAGUGGUUUCAGAAUCGCAGGAAUUUCAGCUAACUGUGGAUCCAGUCACUAACGGUCAACGAGAGAAGGAUAUUACUGAGACAGAAGAGAUGAUGGUAUCAGAAGCACAGCAAGAUCCGGUCACAGUUGAUGACAUCACUGAUAGCCAAGAGGAGGGUACAGCUGAGGAGGAAAUUAUGUCACAGCUUCAGUUAGAUGAGCUCACAGUAGAUAGCCUAACAUAUAACCAGGAAGAGGAGGGGAAGGCACCUGAAGAAGUUUUCUUAAAAUCAGAAUUGCUCAUAGCGGCUUACAGUGCACUUGAUGCCCAAGAAGAAGAGGGUAGUCCUGAGGAGGAAUUGAUGUCAGAGUUGCGGCAGAAUCAGCCAAUAUCACAUAGCGACACUGAUGUCCAGGAGGAGGGAAGUCAGGGAGAUGAGGAGGCAGCGCUGAGUGCUCAGAUAGGAGAGGUGAAGGGAGAGAUGGAGGGAGAGAUGGAGGAAGAAGUGGAGGAAGAGAUGGAGGGAGAAGAGGAGGAAGAGAUGGAGGAAGAAGUGGAGGAAAAGGUGGAGAUGGAGGGAGAGCUAGAGGGAGAGCUAGAGGGAGAGCUCGAGGGAGAGCUCGAGGGAGAGCUAGAGGGAGAGCUGGAGGGAGAGCUGGAGGGAGAGCUAGAGGGAGAGCUGGAGGGAGAGCUGGAGGGAGAGCUGGAGGGAGAGCUGGAGGGAGAGCUAGAGGGAGAGCUAGAGGGAGAGCUGGAGGGAGAGCUAGAGGGAGAGCUAGAGGGAGAGCUGGAGUCUUCCCAGGCGGCAGAGGAGGAGGUGGAGGGAGAGGUGGAGUCUUCCCAGGCGACAGAGGAGGAGGUGGAGGGAGAGGUGGAGGAAGAGAUGGAGGGAGGGGUGGAAGAGCUGGAGGGAGAGCUGGAGGGAGAGCUGGAGGGAGAGCUGGAGGGAGAGCUGGAGGGAGAGCUGGAGGGAGAGCUGGAGGGAGAGGUGGAGGGAGAGGUGGAGUCUUCCCAGGUGACAGAGGAAGAUACUUCUGUGGUACAGAGUGAAGCAUUUGAUGAGUCAGCACCAGAACAGGAGUACACAGAGGUAGAUCAGGACAUAGAGACAUCAGAAGAGACUGAAACACUAGACUCAGAGAACAUAGAGGACAUACCAAGCCAGUAUACUACAGGCCUGAUGCCAACGUCAGGUGAUGGAAUGAUAGAUGAGGGCACUGUUGUUAGGGAGAGCCAAGUUUCUGUUGAUCAAGAUUUAUCUGGAGGCACAGACUUAGUGACUGUGGAGGGUGAGGUGGAGUCUGUUGAACUAGUAGCAGAAGAAACAGUUUGUUCAGCCCUAAAGGCUACAGGUGAUGUAGAGGAAUCAGAAGAGGAUGACGAGGUGGGAGAGAGUCUGGUCACCUCUCGCCAAAUCGCUGAAGUCAAACCACUAAAAGAGGAAAUAGACGAUAGUGAGAAUGUUGUAGGAGAGGAGAUGGAGUCUGCUGUUGAGACAGUUGAGGAAGUAGAGGCUAGUGCUGACCAACAGACAGAGUCCACAGUAGCUACAGAAGAGAUUGAGUCCCCUAGCGAAGAAUUAGCCGAGGACCUAGAGGUGACUUCUUCAACACCAGAGGCUACAUGUGAGGUUUCUGUUGAGGCAGGUGAGGCUAUAAAUGCAGUGGCAGGUGCAGCAGUGGAUGAUACAGUAGUGGAGGCUGCGGGUGAGACAUCAGGUGAGGCCGCAGGGGAGGCUGGUGGGUCAGAACAGGCCCCAAAGACAUUGGCUUCAUCUUUCCGUAGCAAAUUCAGGAUGGGCUCCAAGAGAGAAUCUACUCCCAAGAGUCCAAAGAGUCCCACAGCAAAGUGCAAACAACAGUGAGAGCUCUUUGCACUUUGCACAGCCAUAAUGCGGAGAAUACUUUUGUAUAUAUCUGACUUUCUGUUUAUAGGUUUUUGUUCAUUGGUUUUGCUUCACAGGUUUAUGUUUGUCAGUCAUUGUUUUCUCAAUCAUAGACGAUCUUUUAUGUAAAGCAGUAUGUUGGGUCUUUCAGCUUUUGUGGUUCUGGUCAAAAGUAGUGCACUGUGGCGCAGCGGUCUAAGGCAUUGCAUCUCAGUGCAAGAGGCAGUCCCUGGUUCGGUGCCUGGUUCAAAUCAAGGCUUUAUCACAUCCGGCUGUGAUUGGGAGUCCCAUAGGGCAGCACACAAUUGGCCAGCGUCGUCUGGGUUUGGCCGAGGUAGGCUGUCAAUGUAAAUCUGAAUUUGUUCUUAACUGCCUAGUUAAAUAAAAACAUAGGGAGACACUGUGGUCUGUGGUUCUCAUAGGUGUCAUAAAAUAUCAUAUCAGUUGUGAUUCCCCUUGGGGAACUGAGAAAAUAACAAUUAAAACAAACAUGCAGAAACCUGCAGAGCGACUUCACACAGUCAGGAAAACAGCACACCUAUCUAUUACUACAGACUGUCACGUUUUAUACGCAAAUACUCUGAUCAACUCUUUUCCAUACCUUUUAACACCUUUAUACAUCACACCGUUUCUGUUCCUCCAUAGUUUCCCACUCCUGUUCUAAUAGCCCCUCUGAUGCUUAUGACAGGGCAUGACAGGUUGAAGAAGCCAAAUGUAUUUAUUGUCAAUGUUCUGCAGAGUAGUGAACAGGCAAUUACUGCUUUAUGAACCAACCUUCAGAAGUUGGCAGAUGUGAAAUAUAGAUCCGUUUUUUUUCUGUUUGUAGGUUUGGUUUUGCAUCACAGCUUUAUGUUUGUCAGUCAUUGGUUUCUCAAUAAUGGUUGACCCUUUAUGUAAAGCAGUAUGUUGGGUCUUUCGGUUGUUGUGGUAUGUAGUCUUAUUUCAGCCUUUACUACAAAGUCAAUGGGUGUCAGCUUUUCUCAAACAGAAACUACUGAAACAUCAUUAUUGUAAAUCACAAGACAGAGUGGGGUAUGUUUAGAUAAGACUGCGUUUGUAUGGGGGAAAAUAAAUGUGAAAAAUAAUACUUGUAAUGUACAAUUUAUCCUGCAUCAUCAUAUACUAUAUCACUGGGAAUCGCUACACAGACACCAACACAGACACCAUUGUUUUUGUUAACAAAGAUGGAAUGCCAAUGAUGGUUUGAUGUUUGAAACUUCUGACGUUGAAUGUUGUUUCCUUUUUUUAACAAAUAUAAUAAAUGAAAUAAAUUGU
Oncorhynchus masou masou (cherry salmon) is the source of this 7721-nucleotide messenger RNA. Its product is annotated as desmoglein-2.1-like. The record is from RefSeq and is a predicted model, not a curated record. Gene Ontology annotation, molecular function: calcium ion binding. Gene Ontology annotation, cellular component: desmosome; plasma membrane. Gene Ontology annotation, biological process: homophilic cell-cell adhesion. Lineage: Eukaryota; Metazoa; Chordata; Actinopteri; Salmoniformes; Salmonidae.